Messenger RNA from Paecilomyces variotii, 2030 nucleotides. Its product is annotated as putative C2H2 finger domain protein. The record is from RefSeq and is a predicted model, not a curated record. The transcript has 3 exons. The coding region runs from base 97 to 1881 and encodes 594 amino acids. NCBI's taxonomy places the organism in Eukaryota, Fungi, Ascomycota, Eurotiomycetes, Eurotiales, Thermoascaceae.
ACUCUCUCGGGACUUACUUUUCUUUUACAUGCCUUGCACAGCUUCGGGUAACUGACUUGUCUCGUUUUAUGUAGUGAUUAUUUCUGUCAAUUUGGCAUGUCAUCCACAGGACUCAAGGCCACAAUGUCUCCCAGGAUCAAGACAGACCCCAACAGGAUGAUCUCUCAAUCUCUUCAAGCACUUCCCCAGGGUUCCCGACCCAUGCAUUCCAUGCACGGACUGCCGAGCUUGACAUCUACAGCCUCCCAGGAUGAUGAUCUUUCAAGCCAGGAUAGGUUUUCCUUGUCUUCACACAUGCAGAGCAACCAGACAUCCCAUGGAAUGGAAGGAUGGGCUAUGACCUCUUCGGGCUCCAUUGAUUCCACUGAUAUGACACCAAGCGAGCCUGAAUCCCCGGAAGUCCAGAUGUUGUCUUUUUCCUUGUCACAGCAGUUGAUGCCUAGCAGCCACGGCGACUCUGCCAACAGUGGUUCCAUGUAUUCUUCACUGUCUGAUUUCCAGGCUGUCCAGGAUGUGACCGACAACGACAUGGAUUUCACCCAAGCACAGGAUUUUCACCAGUUUUCUUCCAUGGUGGACUUUUCCUAUGACCAUGACACGUGCACCUCGAGCGGGACUCAGGGAUGCACACCAGACGAUGCUGCGUCGGUGGGACAUGGCUCCCAGAAUGAUGACACCCAAAUGAUGGCUGCCAGCGAUGCUUGGAGUUCUUUGGCCAUGGAAACUGGAAGCUUUCAUGGAUCAACCCUGGACCACCUCUCGUCUCAUAUCUUCCACCCCGUUCCCGUCUCUCCCCCUUUGACCGAAGCAAGCAAUGAUAUGUCUGUCACGUCGUCUUGUUCCAAUUCUGGUUAUUCCUUCCAUACCCAUGAGGAUGCGUUCUUUGGAGACCUUGCGCCCACCACCAUUGGGGGUCAGACGAUCAACUUGGGCGAUCCGCUCUUCCCUUUGACACCACCAUUGAGUGAACAGGAUCCCAACAGGACAAUUAGACCUUCCAAACAGGCGCAGAGGCCACUACUCUCAGCGGCUACAUCCCGCAACCAGAGGAAAUCGGACCCUGAGUUUUAUUCUUCCUUGUCUGUUAGAGAGCCUCUUCGCCAGCGGUCCAAGGACGGUUCCGAGAUCAGAGCUCCCCGGGAUCAUCCAUACUAUUCUCUGCCAACCCAGGCCGAUGGAAAGUACUACUGCCCUUUUGCCACUGGAGACAAGCCUUGUAAUCACCCUCCUACUACUCAGAAAUGCGCUUACCAUAAAUAUCUGGACUCUCACUUGAAGCCAUACCGUUGCAAGGUUCCUGCCUGCAUGGAUGCCCAGUUGCAGUUUUCUUCCAAUGCGUGUCUUUUCCGUCACGAGAGAGAAGCCCAUGGAUUGCACGGCCACGGAGACAACCCCCAUUUGUGCCUGUUUGAAGGAUGUGACCGAUCUGUCCCUGGAUACGGCUUCCCCCGCCGUUGGAAUCUCUUUGACCACAUGAAGAGGGUCCACGAUUACACUUCAUCCGAGCGCCCCAGCUCUCCAGAGACCGCCCCUGGUGUCCUCAAUGCGAAGAAGAAGGAUACUGUGCGCAAGAGGAAGGUCACGGGGCCAACUGCAGCCCAGACAAUGAAGCGUACCCGCUCUACUCACUCCCAGGCGAACCCCUUGAAGGCUGCCCAUGCUACUGCCCACCUCGGACAGCGGCUGCAGAAUGCGGAGAGGAACUACUAUAACUGCCGCUCUCGCUUGCUCGAGGAGAUUAGUAACAUCACCCCUCAGGAUCCAGCCAUACACGAAAAGGUCAAUGCCAGCCUCCAGGAACUGAUCACCUUGGGUCUGAACUACCGUCACAUUGAGGCUAGCCAAGCUGCGACCCAGAUGAAUGGAAGCGCCUCAACUUGAGGACGUUCAGGAUGAGGUUCUUGACACUCGAAGACCUCUUUGGAUUUUAACCUCGCCCCCAAUUGGGAGAUUGACCCACCAGAUGUUCCAAGCUCACGAUGCCCAGACAUGAGCAGAACAGGUGCGCAUGCUGAGCCAGUCCUGGAACA